UCAAGCAAGGCACCGGAGCCACUAUCCCCCAGAGCGCAGAGCUAGAGGCAGAGCAUCAUCGAGCUACACAGGCUUCAGCAGGCCGUUAUUCAUUUUAUCUAGACAAGAUGCAGGUCCACCAGGCUGUGUUUGGAGCCGCUGUGCUCGGCAUGCUGCUGGCCAUUGGCUGCUCCCUGCCCGUUCUGGAUGUCAGCUCCGGCAUCGACAACCAAACGAUCGAGGAGCUGCGGGCCAGUGUUAACGAUACCCCAAAGAAUCUGUAUGUGGUCAAGGCAGUGGUUUAUGAGAUCGGCAUCCUGACGGAAGUGGGCGAGAACGACACUAGUUUCGAGAGUCAGGAACGCGUUGACCUCACCUUCUACGACACGCACAGCAACAAGAGUCACAUUGACCUGGGCAAUAUACCGCUACCCAUCCAGACGAAUGUCACCGGCCAGGUGCUCACUGGUAUUGCGCCCGUGAAUCUUGGAGCUUUCAGUAGCCCCCAGGAACUGCUGGAGACGCUGCCGCUGACCGGAAGCAUUGUGAACAUUACCCACAGCGAUACGGCCUUCUAUCAGCUGAGCAAGUCCAAUACCAGUGCCGCCGACAAGCCACAGAUUCUCGACCAGGAUGCAUUGGGCAAGCUGACGCAUGCGGCUCAACUGUUCCCACCCUCGUCGCAAAUUGGCCAGGCACUGCCCGUCAAUCCGCCCACGGAUAACGAGGUGGCCCAGGCAGAGUCCGAGGACUAGGUCGGUUGGUCGCUCGUUCGUAAAUCUUCUCAUCCACAAAAGCUAAACGUGAUGCAGUGCGUUGCUCUCCCAUACAAGCCAAUGUUACAUAUGCCCUAGAUCUACUUAGUUUUAAUGGCUUCACAUACACAUACUUCAGAGUACCUACAGUGCUAGACAAGACUGGACGAGGACAAGAGAUCACCUUGGUCACAACUCUCCCACCAUCACACGGUUGGAAUUUCACUUUUUCUAUUUCGUAGAGUAAAAAUAAAUUU
Molecule: messenger RNA, 991 nt
Organism: Drosophila serrata
Lineage: Eukaryota; Metazoa; Arthropoda; Insecta; Diptera; Drosophilidae
Source: RefSeq, a predicted model, not a curated record